Molecule: messenger RNA, 2002 nt
Organism: Eremomyces bilateralis CBS 781.70
Lineage: Eukaryota; Fungi; Ascomycota; Dothideomycetes; Eremomycetales; Eremomycetaceae
Product: Methylthioribose-1-phosphate isomerase
Exons: 2
Coding region: 318-1523 (401 amino acids)
Molecular function (GO): S-methyl-5-thioribose-1-phosphate isomerase activity
Source: RefSeq, a predicted model, not a curated record
AACGAAUGGCAGCGUUGAUGUACAGGAACAUUACAAAGUGAUUAUGUUGUCGCGGAUGUUUGCAGUUGUAUGUUUCACUUGUUCAAUAAUGAGAGACCCUGAUCGGCCAUGUGGGGCAAUCAAACGACUGGGUGGCAUAUCGUGGUCGGCAUUGGUGAUGGCGAUGUUUCUGGAUGCAAAAUGUUUCUCGGGCUUCAGUUUGCAAGCUAAUUAAUAUUAUUGCGUCCAAAGCCGGUCUUCUUUCGACUUGUUAAACCCGCACAGCCCGCACAGCUCAUUUUGUUAGCUUUUCUAUUCCAAUUGAAGUGUGAUCCACGAUGCUGAAAGCCAUCGUUUACGAGUCUUCCCCGCCUUCGCUCCGCAUCCUCGACCAACUGCUACUCCCUUAUACCACCACCUACAUCUCUAUCCCAAAUGCCACGGCCGCCUUCCAUGCUAUUCGCUCGAUGCAGGUUCGGGGCGCUCCAGCCAUAGCCAUCGUCGCCGCACUCGCCCUAGCUGUCGAGCUCGCGACAACCGAAGUGUCUGAGAGUUCGGAAGAGGUCGCGGUGUUUGUGAAAGAGAAACUGGAUUACUUGGUACAGAGUCGACCAACGGCUGUGAAUCUGGCCGAUGCUGCCGGAAAACUGAGCAAAAUUGUGGAAGACAAAGCUGCUCAGCUUUCGGGAGCCGUCGGGGGAGAUGCAGUGCGGAAAGCCUACAUCAACGCCGCGGAGGCAAUGCUUGUUCACGAUGUAGCGGACAACAAGGCGAUUGGGCGGCAUGGGGCCGAGUGGAUCGAAAGCCAUGCCACGAGACACGAAGGCAAGGUGACGGUUUUGACACACUGCAAUACCGGAUCCUUAGCGACAGCAGGUCAUGGCACGGCUCUAGGAGUCAUCCGCACGCUGCACGAGCGUUCUUCAUUAUCCCAUGCGUACUGUACCGAAACCCGCCCAUACAACCAAGGCGCACGUCUCACGGCAUACGAACUUGCUUACGAGAAGAUCCCGGCCACCCUCGUCACCGACAGCAUGGCCGCCGCCCUCAUGCGGUUGAAAGGCAUAUCGGCAGUCGUGGUUGGGGCCGAUCGUGUUUCUGCGAAUGGGGACACGGCAAAUAAGAUCGGAACAUACGCUCUGGCGGUUCUAGCUCGAUUUCAUAGAGUGAAAUUCCUCAUCGCCGCACCGAGGACAACCAUCGAUUUGGCCACCGCGGAUGGGUCUCAGAUCGUCAUAGAAGAGAGAGCGAAGAAUGAGGUGACCAUGGUCAAAGGACCUAGAUGGGAUGCUGUUGGUGCGGAUGGGAGUGAGGGUCUCGAAGGGAACGGAGAACCGAAAGCGUUGGAGAAUGUCACGAUCAAAAUCGCUGCCGAUGGGGUGGAUGUCUGGAACCCAGCAUUUGAUGUCACUCCUGCAGAUCUAAUCGACGGUAUCGUCACGGAGGUCGGUGUCGUUGAGAAAGGUUCGGAAGGUACUUUUGAUCUCAGAAGUCUGUUUGCGGGCAAAGAUGAGGACGAUUCCGGAACUAAUACGAAUGAAUGAAAACAUCGUGGAUCGAGCACACCGGUCGUGCUAAUUACAAAACGCGGACCGCAAUGCUUCUGAUUUUAUGAGAUCUAUUAUAUUAUAGAUUAUACUAGAUCGUAUAUAUAGACCUGGCCGACUGGCGGCGAUACACGUGGGUGGCUUAGAAAGCGAAACCCCCUGAGUUCUUCUGCCGCGUUUCGCCGGCGGCUUCGUAAGUCCCAUUGGGCAAGAUACGAAGGGCCUGAACAGCGGAGGAGCCCGGCGCCAUAAAAGUGACAUUGUGGUCCCUAUGGACAUGGUUAGUUGUGAAAAGGGAUAGAGAUCGCUCUCACGUACCUAGACGACAUGAACUCUGUUGUUUCAUUGUUAAAAUCGUACUCGAAUUGUACCACGUUGGGCUGGAGUUGGUCAUGGAAACGAGGCUCUUUGAGGGCUUCAAACACCGUCAUGCCUUUGUCUAGGACGUUCCAAAUGGACAGAAUGGUUCCGGUGAU